Limanda limanda (common dab) is the source of this 6725-nucleotide messenger RNA. RefSeq names its product transcription activation suppressor a (gene tasora). The transcript is spliced from 28 exons. The record is from RefSeq and is a predicted model, not a curated record. Gene Ontology annotation, cellular component: nucleoplasm; heterochromatin. Bases 132 to 6410 code for a protein of 2092 amino acids. Gene Ontology annotation, biological process: negative regulation of gene expression, epigenetic; protein localization to heterochromatin. Lineage: Eukaryota; Metazoa; Chordata; Actinopteri; Pleuronectiformes; Pleuronectidae. Gene Ontology annotation, molecular function: chromatin binding.
AUGGUUGUGUGUUGGUUCGAGUCCCUGAGCUGCAGCUGCGGGGGGAACCGGAGGUAACAGCGGGGUGUUCCCGGGGCUCGACCGGACACACGGUGACGCAGGACCGGUCCGGAGGAGGACAGGAGCCCGCCAUGGACGACAGCCUGGCCCGGAGGCCGGCAGCCCGGUCGCGGAGGCUGUCCGCCGCCGCCGCGGACUCCGGAGCUAACGCUAGCCCGCAAGAUGGCGAGGUGAGCGAGGGCAUCGAGCUGCAGCCCGCCCGGGACCCGGGGACAGCCAGGGACCCGGGGACAGCCAGGGACCCGGGGACCGCCGGGGACAGACCCGGGGCUGGGGCUGCUGCCGCCGGGGUCCCGGACCGCUGGAGCUCGGUCCCGCAGGUGGUUCACCAGAGGCACAUGCCCAUGGAGCCCAAGAAGUUCCAGAUCCCGAAGAAGACCAGGGAGAAGCGAGCUCUCUUCCGAGAUGUCUCCACGGAGUCCAGGGAGUUCGAAGACAUGGUGAACAUCCUGACCUCCAGUUACUUCGACACCGGCUCCGCUGGCUGCUUCACGUACUGCAAACCUCGCCUGGUCUACAGCGAGCUGCCGGAGAAAGAGUUUGUGGAGAAGAGGAGGGAGAUGAAGAUGGACGGGAGGAUGGACACGGAGCUGGAGGAGAGUUACGGUUUCAUGUUGGUUGAGGCUUCAAAGGUGCACCAGCUCUGUGAGACUGGUCUGUGUGUGGGUCAGAGCUGGAUCACAGUGCUGGGAAACCCCAGUAAAGGUGUGUAUCUGUCCAGGUACUCAGACCUGCUUCAGAUCAACCCGUUCACCCCGGGAGCCACAGCGGAGAUCAUCAUCUUCAAAGUGAUGAAGGGCAAAGUGAAGAGUAUCUAUGAAAACAUGAAGAACAUUCUAGAUCCAACCCCGCGCUUCGACAGCCACAUCUUCAAGAACGCCAGCAAAGUCACUUCGCUCACGUCCUACCGAGCCUUCGAGUUCACGCAGCAUUACUUCUACGAGUACUCGUUCGAUGAACUGCGGCAGCGACCUCGCCAGGUCUGUCCGUAUGCCGUCGUCUCCCUCCUGUUCAAAGGAAAGGACACGCCCCUUCUGAGGAUGAACAGUCAGAUUUCAGAGGUGAGCAAAGAGCGAGCCCAGUUCACCGUGUGGACCGGAGAUCUGGUGCAAGGCGACCGGGUUCUCUUCCAGAUCGCCCUUCGCUCCUUUUCGCCGCCCUUCCUGCCCCACAGACUACCAGAGAAGUUGAAAAUCGGUUGUGUGAUGAGACUUGUCCAGGUGACCAAAGUCCUCCCGUCCAGCCUGUUCUCCUACCACCUCUACAGCAGCAGCCAGGAAGUUGUGGAGGACGGCCAUUGCUGCAGUCUUCUCGAGGUGGUUGACAAGAGUCGGUCAACGACCAACGUGACGAAACUCCUGCAGGAGCUGGAGAUGACCAGAGUGGUUCUGGUGACUCCACUGACCGAGCGAGGAUUCCUCUUUCUGCUCUCCAGUGUUCAGAUGGCCUCACCCACCGAGCGAGAAGGCGACUGGAAGAGAUGUCUUCAGGCCUUGUUUGUUUUUCCUGAGUCAAGAGACGUGUCCAAAUCCACCUCAAGGUGGGCCUCCUCUGCCCUGGAUGCCUCGGUGUCCAUGUCUGCUGCCACGGUGAUGCCGCGUCUGAGUACGUUCAUCCCAGCGUUGCAUCACGCCCUCGUCAAAACCCGAGCUAACCCCGCCCCCGAGCUGUCUGCCGGCGUGGAGCGCCAGGCGAAAGAUUACCUCAUCGGCCUGGAGGAGGGAAAGGUUCGGCAGUACCCCAUGGGCGAAUACGACUCCAUCCAAGACGAGCAAGAGAAGGAUUUUCCCGCUCCCAAACACCACAAGGUGAACAUGGACUACUACCUGCGCUCCUACCUGCACAACCCGGCCCUCUACCUGCUGUCCGUGGCCCGGGCCCGGCAGGUGGUGGAGGCGCACUGUGGCGCCGAGGAGCCGCAGCAGGUGAGGCCCAGGAAGAGCUCAGCAGGCCAGAGGGAGGCGACAGGGACGGAGGUGACAACAAGCAGCUCCAGAGACGGACCUUCCAACACUAAGAAGUUGCAGCAGCUGGUAGACCUGGUUCUGACCUGUAAGAGGAACGCAGAGAAUGAGGUGAAGAGGGAGGAAGGAGGAGAGGGAUCGCUGAAGGCACCGGGGAGGAAGAGGAGGCUGGAGCAGCAGGCGGCAGCCAGGGCACUGAAAUUCCUCAAGGCAACUCAGGAACCUGGAAGAGAUUCCAAGAUUCCAGUCGACGGAAGCCAGACGCCGGCCUCGCCCGACUCUCUGACGUCUGUGAUUGGUUCAGUGGGUUUGAGAGACGUUGAUCUGAGAGAAGACGGAUCUGAGCUGGCUGCCAAACUCGUCAUGCUGCUGACAGGCCUCAAACAGUCUGCCCAGGGCCUGGUCAGUCAGGAGGAGGAGCAGAUGGAAUCCUCUCCGUUUGAUAGGCUGGCCACUAAGCUGGGCCUGCCCACCAACUGUGACAUUGACCUGAGGAAGCAGGAAGAGCUGGAGGAGCAGACAGCGGGCAGCGUCAGCAGUCUGGAGGGAUUCAGUCCGAGCUCGCACAGCGGCGAGAUGAGUCGCCGAGGGAGAGGAGGAGGAGGAGGAGGAGUCCACGAAGGUGAAGAGGAAGAGUGGCCGAUCCCGUGGGUCCUCAUCCCCAUCACAGGUCUGAGUUCAGAUCGCUACUCCCACAGAGACCGAAACAUCCCCAAGGAUCCUCGCUUUCAGCACCUCGCCACGGCAACCAGCGUCGCCGCGACGACCAAGCCUCCCGGGAAGACCUCCGCCCCGUCCCCCGAGCCGAGCCCUCCUCCCUUCCCCUCUCAGUGCCCGUCACCUGACCCCAGCCCCCCCCUUUCGCCCUCCCAGUGCCCGUCUCCAGAGCCCAGUCCCCCUCUCUCGCCGUCUCAAUGCCCCUCCCCCGAGCUCAGCCCCCCCGCUUCUCCCGUUCGAUGCCCGUCGCUUCAGCCGCCACAAUCUGCCUGCCACCGUACGUCCGCCCCCCCCUUCCUGUCCUGGUGCCAGUCCCCAGAGCCCAUGCAGCACAUCUCACCUAACGAGGGCUUUACUGGUGCUAAUGAGGAGCGUCUGGCCCCCCCGGCCUCCAGAGAGUCUCAAGGAAUGUCCAGGGACAGACGAGAGAAGAAUGAAGAGCCGUCUGUUCCUCCGGCUCCGGAGAGGAGGACAAGCUCCUCGCCACCGCUCUCUGGGAAGGAGCAUGCAGCCGGGGGAAUGCAGGAGAGAGGUGCAGUGAUUCCAGUGGAGCAGAAAGAAAGUCAACCGGUUGCAAAAGUGCAAAAACAAAGGGAAGAGAGAGAUACGGAACAUGAGGCAGCGAGUGAAAGGAAACCAAAGGGAGAAGUGAAGGAAACGGCAGCUGGCUCGUCUCCGUCCGUGUCCUCACCUCCUGCUCGUCCUCGCAGAGAUAUCGACAGCAUAGUGGACAAACAUCUCGGCAACUUCUCCUCGGAGAUGCAGCACCUCCUGCAGGAGGAGAGCAUUCACUACAGCUUCCCCCAGUCGCCUCACUCCACCUCCAACACGGAAACCACCGCGCCUCGACACACAUCCCAACAAACUUUGACAUCUCAGUUUUCAGAGUACGUGUCUCUCUACAACCCCUGUGUCCCCGUGAACGACUACGUGAGCUCCCUGAAGGACGGCAUCACCAGCAUGAUGGUUGAGUUCGGUGGUAGUAGGCGGAGCCACAGCGCCGACACCAGCCGGACUAACAGUGACAUGCUGGCUAGCAGUGUGAGCGCUUUUGUGGCCAGCAUCCGAGCAGGUAAAACAAAAUCGGGCAGCGAUGAUGAGGCUUCGGCUCCCGGCUCUUCAGUCAGUCAGACUCCUCCCCUCUCCAGAGGAGGUGAAGUGUGGCAGCCAGAGGCAACCAGACACUUUCCUGAUGCAACAACCAGCAGGAAUUCUCCAACUUCUAACGUCACUUUAUCAACUCCUACCUCUGCCUCUGGUUCCGUUUACAAGUCCACCGAGACCCCCGACUGCCAUCCUCCCUCAGACAAGUUGUCCCAGUCCCACUGGAAACCACAGCAAGGUCCCACUUCAGAGAUGCACAGAACUGGAGCUCAAGAUGUCCGACUCACACAGGACAGGAACUUCAGGAUCAUACAUCGUGCGACUGAUGUAGAAGCCGGGGGAAGUGUCACAGGGUUGAACUCUAGCUUGACCCCCCCGGGCUCCGGCAGUGUUUCUGUGCCCGGACUCGAACCUCCAGCUCCUGCCGAGCCGGUCUCCAUCUCGGCCUCUGUUUCCACCUUCGCUCCCCCGACCACGGUGCUGAGCAACUUGAUCAACCAGCUGCAGCCGGAGGUCUUCAGCAGUCUGGUGAAGAUCAUCAAAAACGUGAAAAAGAAAUCGCUGCAGUUCUACCUCCACAGCACAGAGGAGAGGGACCCGCUCCUGGAAGACAUCAAGGAACACAUGUUGAAGCAGGGAAACUUGGAGCAGAGUCCUACGGCCUUUCUGAACCAGGAAAACCCCGACAGCCGCCUGCUGGUCAUCAUCAGGAACAAAGACAUCGCUGGACACUUACACAAGAUCCCGAACCUGGUGUCUCUGAAGCGACGGCCCUCGGUUGUGUUUGUGGGGAUCGAUUCUCUCGGCGACAUCAAGAACAACAGCUACAACGAGAUCUUUGUGUCGGGAGGAUGCAUCGUCUCAGAUGAGAUGAUCCUCAAUCCGGACUUCAUCAGUCAUGGUCGGCUGGCGGAGCUGCUGCUGCUCCUGGAGAAGCACAGCUCUGUGGAGAGCGUCUGGAAGUGGAAAGUUCACUGCAGAACCCACAAGAAACUGAAAGAACAAGCCAGGUUCAGUCGAGAGGCAGCCAGCGUCCUGGACCUACUCUCAGCCUAUCAGAAGCGGCAGAUUGUCGAGUUCCUCCCAUAUCAUCACUGCGACAUGAUGAACCACCAGUCACCCGACCUGGACUGUCUCAUCGAGCUCCAGGCCCGCUACACACAGUACCGACACACAAUCUUCCUGACCGAGCAUUGUCACGAGAAGCUACCGGCCUACUCCAGCGGAGGCGUCAUCGUGGCCGGGAUCGAAGAACUUCUGCACAACUUCACACGGCUGGUCGGUUGCCAUGACAUCAAGGACAAGCAGCCAGCCAAGGACGUUCUGCUGGCAAACAAAGAUCCCGGCUGGCUGCUGAGUCCCAGUGAGUCGGGCUCUGAACGCUCCCCCUCCAUCUUCCCUGAGCACAACCCCCCCCUGUCCUGCAGCGAGCCGCCCAAACACCUCUCGCAGCAGCCGAGCUCCGGCCUCAUGGCGCUCCAUCACCUCACCGACCAGCUCGUCCCAGACGCCUCCUUCAAAGAUGGCGGGCCUCUCCCUUCGGACACAGACUUUGAGGUUCUGAGUCAGGCCAUCUCCCAGCUGCGGGCGGAGCGUCAGGCGCAGCUGCUGCAGCAGCGGCGGCUGGAGUGCCAGGACAGACUCCUUUCCACUUCUCUUCACAGCGGUCAGGCCACGCCUCCUGGUGGUCAAGGAGGUGUCAUGGAGUCCGUCCAGCCCACGCCAGGCCGGGAGGCUGUGGCUGACACUCAUUCCACUCUGCAGCCGGGGACGGACAGGAGGCCGGACAGAGGGGAGCCGCCCACUGAGGGACAGAGGAGAGGAGGUGCUCUGGGAGGAGGAGGAGGAGGAUCGAUGGGAGUAAAGUCGGAUGCCAGGACCAGUGACGCUUCUACCUCUUCACCCAAUCAUAACGCAGCAGCCGUGACGGGACCAAACGGCCAAACUGACCCGACCGGCGCAGAGAGAGAACAAGCAGAUCAACGAGCUGAACCAGCAUUUUCCAAAGCAGCUCAACAUGGUGCCGCCGCCUCCAGUACCUUCUCCUGUCCUGUGGAGGGCGACAGAUCGAGAGACACGCCCUCAGACCCGGAGCAGCCAAUCAGCACAGAGGGAGCACUUCCUGGAAUCAGCACAGCCAGUGACACUGAGGUACCCGGAAGUGUCACCACGGUAACAGGCCAGGAGGACAACUCGCAUCCUGCUCUAAUGCAACAGAUCCAGCAUCACCAGCUCCUGCAGCUGAGUAAGUUGAACCCACAACCUCUGGCCCACAGCCGGCGGCGGCAGCCGUGGAGCGGCGUCCUGCCCCCCCGCUUCCUGCCUCCCAUCCCCAGCCAGCACUUCUCCACGGGACCAUCGCUGAGGCCCCCGUCGGCCCUGGGGAGGACCAUGGGGCUCCUCGGGCCCACACCCCCCUGGCCCGGGGGCGUGGUCUGGGGCUUCCCUCACGCUCCGCCUCAGGCUCCCCCCCGCCCUGCACUGCUGGGGGUCUACCACAACCCGGCAGCUCAGGGCAGCAGCAGGUACAGGGGGGGGCAGAGAGGAGGCUUCAACAGGAUGUAGCUGAUGGACCCAGGUGACCUGCUCCUGGAAGCUCCGCCCACCUGCCGCAGCUCAACAAGCUCACUUAACUUAAAGAGAUACUGUAAAGGACUGAGACGGACGGACGGAGGCACACGUGUUCCAGUGCAGCGUCUGUCGGUCGUGUGAAAAAUACUUUUUUGUUCUGAAUGUUCGGUUCGUUAGUCUCGGAGCGGUUUGUGUUUCCAUGUGUUUUGUAAGUGACUCUAAAUGACUAGUUUUAACUUAAACAUCAUUUGUGUUUUUUUUACAGCAGAGAUUUUUUGUAUUAAACUUGCGUGCAUGAACCAGAGUUCA